UUGCAGGAAAAUGAGGAGAACUAAAACUCAAAAGUCUGAGACAUGAUGUAAAUGCUUGAUUUUUUCCUUUUUUUUUUCCUUGUGGUAAUCUUCUUCAUUUGCAACACUUAACAAUGCAGCAAACUGAUAAUUUCAUGUAACAGAAACAUUAAUUUAGCAUCAUGAUUGAAGUUUUGAAUCUCUCUGCCCUUGUUUUGAGGAACUGCAUCAGGAAGCUAUUUCAAGCUUUUGUUUUAAUUUUAUUUUUGGGCUCAAUUUUUAUUCUUUUGGGGAAGCAGUUGUACAAAGGUGUACUGACUCAAAAAUGUGUAGUAUUGCCUCCAGCUAAUCUAAGUCAUGCUGAGUAUUCUUCAUUUGUUACAAAUUCAUCAAAUUGGUUGGAAAGUAAAAGCGAUUAUUAUCUGUGUGGGAACAGUACAGGCUCUAGGCCAUGUCCUGCAAAUUAUACUUGUUUAAAAGGUGCUCAUGUCAACACAUAUGUUUCCAAUUUUAACUUCUAUGGUUCAUCUGUUGUAACAAUUUCUCAGUUGAUGACUUUACAUUUUUGGCAAGAGCUUUAUCAAAGGAUGUUAUUAACUGCUGGAUCUCUUCAUGUGAGCUAUUUUGUGCUUGCUUUCUACUCUUUCUUGUAUUCAAGUGGACUUAUUUUAGCGAUUAUAACAAGAUCUUACAGGAAUGUUCUGAAGGAAUUUGAAGUUGUGGAAAAGAAAUCUUCUGGGAUGCUUAAAAAUGUGAAGAAAGAUAAUAUUAGUCACUGUGAUCUUCAGAAAGAGAUUGUAAGAAGCCCAUCUUGCAAAUCCUAUGAAUUAUUUUCUAGUCAAGUAAUUACAUCUGAGAAAGUGGAACGCCAAGCAUCAGAAAUAUUAGAAAGCUCUAGUCGCUCAACAGAGAAAAGUUUUGAUUCAGAUAGAGGUUUGAAAGAUCAUGUAGUGGAAAGCAAGCACAAAAGAGAAGCUGUGAGGUGCCAAUUAGCCAAUGAGAAAACUGAAUCUCCUGUGCAGUCUGUUCAGGAAAAUGGAGUUUCACAUUGUUUUUCACCAGUUCAGCAAAGUCUGAAGUCAUUAUUAUCACAUUCUUUGAUUGAGCUAAUUUUCUAUUUUUCCAUUGCUACACAUUUAUGCAUUACCAUGCUUCAGUACAGCAGUUUGAAGCUCAUUUCUCCAGAGAUUGCUAGACUUGCUUAUUAUAUAUUUGGAGGGAUUACUUUGGUAGAAGUACUGUUGAAGUUGAUCGCUUACACUCCUCGUGAAUAUUUCAGAAGUAAAUGGAAUGCAUUUGAUUGUGUAGUUUUAAUCAUUGGUGGUACAGAAAUGCUUCUACUCCAAAUUGAAAAUCCUGUUCUUUUCACUCUUCGAACAUAUAAAUUGCUAACCCUUCUCAUAUGCUGUCACACAUGCCUCUAUUUGAAGCACAUUCUGGCAAAUUCUCUUUUCUUGUUUAAACAUCCUAUUUCUAUUUUGCUUGUAUUUAUAAUAAUCUGCAUUGUUACUGGAAUGCAACUAUAUGGCUAUGAAUAUUUUCAUAGUUCUGAGAGAUUUCCAAGGCAAGAACCUCCUCGUUGGUUUAAAGACUGUUAUAGUUCCUUCCUUUUGGUUUUCUGCAUGCUGUGUGGAGAUUGGAAACAACCUAUGGUUAAUACGGUGCUGUUCACUUCUUGUGCAAGUGAUUUGCUUAUGCUGAUUUUUGUGCUCAUUGGAAAUUUUGUGGUUAUUAAUCUUUUUUUGGGUGUUGUAUUCUACACAUUUUUCUAUAAAUCCCAUCCAAGAAGUAUUUAUUCGAAAGAUAAACUUCAGAAUGCUAUUCAAAUCAUACUUAACAGGCAAGAAAAUAUUUCAAAAAGAAAGCCGAAUUCAAAAGAAACUAAAAUAGAGGAACCACAUACAAGUAAUAGUGGGAGUAGUGAAAUGGUGUCAGAGAUGCAAGAUAGUUUUAAUAACUCUUUCAGAAAAAGUAAAAAGAAGAAACUUCUCCGCAAUCAAAAAGAAAUGGAAAUAAUUGAAGAUGUGUCAUCUGAAUAUAUGGCUGAUUGCUGCCCUGCAUUAUGUUAUUUUUGCUGUUCAUUUUGCAAAGCUGAUGAAAAUCCUGUAUUAUGGCAAAAUUGGGCUGAUGUUCGAUGUAGAUUAUAUUGUUUUGUAGAAACAAGAUUAUUUAGGACUGCUGUAUUUUUGGUGAUUGCACUCAAUGUGGUAGUGCUUAUAAUAGAUCGAUCCUAUGGAACAAGAUAUCCACAUGUUGAUUCAGUAAUCAGUAUCAUGGAUCCUUGCAUUUUUGUCUUAUUUUUCCUGGAAAUGGUUUUGAAAUGGAUGGCUUAUGGUUUGCAGAAAUUUUUCAAAAGUCACUUAGGUCGCUUUGAAUUUUUUAUUCUUCUGGUCUAUAUGGUGGAUUUAUUGUCUAUAAAAUUUUUUGAUGGUCAAAAGAAUAUUUUCAAAGCAUUGCGAGCAUUUCGACUUCUAAGUCUGACGCCUCUUCUAAAAUCGUACCAAGAAACUGUUCCGUUGCCUAUGAAACGCAAUACUUGCAUUGCGGGCAGUGAAACAGCUUCAAGAGAAAGCCUUUUACAUCUGAGACAACUAGAAUGUAAUCAUUUUCUUGGGAGGCAUUGCAGGUAUCAACCAACUGAUUCUGGAGAAAUAUUCAAAAUGGAUUGGAAUGUAUCUGAAGUGCAAACAUCAGACUUAAAUGCCAGUAGAGUAAGAAGAAUGAAGAUGACGCAUGAUACUGAGUAUAAAGAUAAAAAUCCCACAGCAGAAGCAAUGGAUUGUCUUCCACAUUUCUGUUACGAAAUUUUUCCUUUGUGCAGACGUAAUUGCAACUUCUGUAAUAUUUGGAGUAAGAUUAGGACAAAUGCAUUGGCGAUUGUUAAUAGCAAUUACUUUUGUGCCUGCAUAAUUGUAAUCAUUAUAAUCAGCUGCUGCAAAUUGGCUCUGGACAUGAAUUUUACAUCUGACAGACCACUUCACAUUGAGAUGAUAUCUGCUUAUGGAGACAAGAUAUGUGCAUGUCUAUUUCUUAUGGAGAUGCUAUUUAAGUGGUUUGCUCUAGGUUUUAAAAGAUAUUUCUCUUCAUUCUGGGGAAUCAUGGAGUUUGUGAUAACCAUAGCAUCAGUUGGAUACAUUGUUUUAAAGGAACAUGGAAGUAUGAUUCCUCUACUCCAGAUUUUAAGAGUAUUUCGACUUUUAUAUGUUUGUAAAGUUCUCCAAUUUAACAAGCAGUCAAAA
Stegodyphus dumicola is the source of this 3218-nucleotide messenger RNA. RefSeq names its product sodium channel protein PaFPC1-like. NCBI's taxonomy places the organism in Eukaryota, Metazoa, Arthropoda, Arachnida, Araneae, Eresidae. Gene Ontology annotation, molecular function: voltage-gated sodium channel activity. Gene Ontology annotation, biological process: membrane depolarization during action potential; neuronal action potential; sodium ion transmembrane transport. The record is from RefSeq and is a predicted model, not a curated record. Gene Ontology annotation, cellular component: voltage-gated sodium channel complex; plasma membrane.